Lontra canadensis (Northern American river otter) is the source of this 1093-nucleotide messenger RNA. RefSeq names its product circumsporozoite protein-like. NCBI's taxonomy places the organism in Eukaryota, Metazoa, Chordata, Mammalia, Carnivora, Mustelidae. The transcript is spliced from 4 exons. The record is from RefSeq and is a predicted model, not a curated record. The coding region runs from base 383 to 1093 and encodes 236 amino acids.
UGGGCUCUAUUUAAUAUUAAACAGGUUCUUAAUAACCUGCUAUUUCUCUCCAUAGCUGCAGGAGGGUCCCUCCUGGACGUACAGAGUUGCAGUUAGCAGUUCCCGCGAAGUUGUAAGCUACUCCCCAGGACCAAGUGGUGUUAAAUUUAGAAGUCAUGCUGAUCACCUGACUGUCGGUGAGCCCGAUUUAAGAAUUUCCAAGUCUACCCUUGUCACCUCUAUCUACCUAUAUUUGCAGACACAGCUCGUUGCCCGGCCUGGGGUCACCACCGGAACCUCCUGGAGACCUGCCCUGCGGAGGACGCCCUUCCAGCACAGGAGAGCUCGCCACUUGGGAGCGGCGGCGCCCAAUUGGCGCCCACCCCGGGGCACGCUGCAGUCAAUGCCUGGCAGCGACUUCUCGCUUCGCCCUCCGCCUCCCCCAUCGACCCUCUCUGGCCGACCUUUACGCCCAACUCCGUCGCGCUGCGAGCCUCGCGUCCUCGCGGUCCACGCGGGGCCCCACCCCUUCCCGGUUCCUGCCCGCGAUCGGGCCGGAGGCGAGGUGAAUGGGAAGAUGGAGAUGGAUGUUGAGGGAGUUUCUCCGCGCCCGGAGCCCAUCCCCCGCUCCCAGGGGGCUGGCGGAGCCUGCCAGGCGCCGCCACAGCCGCCCCAGCCCCAGCCCCAGCCCCAGCCGCAGCCGCAGCAGCAGCCGCUGGCUCAGGAUGAAGUGCCCGGCGGUGAGAGUGCAGGCGCGGAGGACAGCGACGAUCCCGAGGCGAGACCCAGCAGGGAGAAAGGAGAGAGCAAGAGACCCUCGGCCAGCAAGUCUUCGGGGGCUCCUUCCUAUAGCAGAUGGUCCAGUUCACAGCCACAUCAGUCUAGCUCCACAGUGAGAGCCUAUCAAACAAGUAAGUCCCGAGUGACCAUGAGCCCUGGCUUCAGCUCUCAGUGGAACAGCAGCCAACCAGCCUGGAACACAUACUCCUUCCCAAGAGCAAGCUUGCACUAUCAGUCCCAUGCCAGCUAUGCCUACUGUACUGGACACCCUGCUGUAAGUACCACCAUUUUUCUGUAUUUAGCAUAUUGGAUACUUCAUGCAGGUACAGCUUGA